Molecule: messenger RNA, 2353 nt
Organism: Syngnathoides biaculeatus (alligator pipefish)
Lineage: Eukaryota; Metazoa; Chordata; Actinopteri; Syngnathiformes; Syngnathidae
Gene: aldh5a1
Product: aldehyde dehydrogenase 5 family, member A1 (succinate-semialdehyde dehydrogenase)
Exons: 11
Coding region: 357-1898 (513 amino acids)
Biological process (GO): GABA catabolic process
Molecular function (GO): succinate-semialdehyde dehydrogenase (NAD+) activity
Source: RefSeq, a predicted model, not a curated record
UUUAGUCCAUUUUGACGUCAUCCUGCCCAAUCUUGAUUUGAUGAUGUUGCGCUAAUUGUUCGAACCUCCUCGGGCAGCCGCUGCGUUCGGCGCUCCCGAAUUUUUGGCUAGUGGAAUGAUAAUGUAAUGUGCGUCCGUCACUAUAGCGACAGUCUGAAGGUCGCAGCCGCGGCCUUUUGCCUUUUAAAACGGUCGAAAUGUGGCGAGGGCGAGCGUCCGAGCAAAAGCGCUGAAGCGGGAGCGGUCCGGAUCCGGCAGGGAAGCGAGCGCGCCCACGUGACCACGAAGACCAGUUCCAGCCGACCGCGAGCAGCCCGACGGAGCGCGCGUCGCCUUCCCGCAAAGGUUCGACGACGAUGACGACCGCGACCGCGACGACGUUGCUGCUUCGGCGCAUUCGGGUCUCGCACCCGCGGCGCGGCUUCAGCCUGGACGCGAGCGCGCCGCUGGUGCGCACGCGCGGCUACGUGGGCGGCCGCUGGGUGCGCGCGCCGGGCGACUUCCAGGUCGCGGACCCGGCCACCGGGAUCGAGAUCGCGCGGGUCUCCGACUGCGGGCCGGAAGAGGCCAAGCGGGCCGUGGACGCCGCCCACGAGGCUUUCCAUCAAUGGAAGGACGUCACGGCCAAGGAGCGCGGCGCCCUGCUGAGGAAGUGGGCCGACCUGAUGAGCGAGCACAGGGAGGACCUCGCCAAGAUCGUCACUUUCGAAAGCGGCAAACCCAUGAAGGAGUCGACGGCCGAGAUCGCCUACGCGGCCUCCUUCCUGGAGUGGUUUUCCGAGGAGGCGCGUCGGGUGUACGGCGACGUGGUGCCGUCGCCCUUCAAGGACCGGAGGAUCCUCCUCCUCAAGCAGCCGGUGGGCGUGGCCUCCGUCAUCACGCCGUGGAACUUCCCCAGCGCGAUGAUCACCAGGAAGGUGGGCGCCGCGCUGGCCGCAGGAUGCACCGCCGUGGUCAAACCGGCCGAGGACACGCCCCUUUCGGCGCUGGCCCUGGCAGAGCUGUCGUCCCGGGCGGGCGUCCCCGCCGGCGUCUUCAACGUGGUCCCCAGUUCCAGGGAGCAGACCCCCGCGGUGGGGCGCGUCCUGUGCACCGACCCCCUGGUGGCCAAGGUCUCCUUCACGGGGUCCACCGCCACCGGGAAGGCAAGAGCGCGACACGGACCCGGUUUUGCUGAAAAUGGCCGCCGACACCGUCAAAAAAGUCUCCAUGGAGCUGGGAGGCCACGCCCCCUUCAUUGUGUUCGACAGCGCCGACGUGGACAAGGCGGUGCAAGGAGCCAUGGCCUCCAAGUUCAGGAACUCGGGACAGACGUGCGUGUGCUCCAACCGCUUUCUGGUGCAGAGCGGCAUCUACGACGGCUUCGUGGCCAAGUUGGGCGCCGCCAUGGACCGAGAGCUGAGAGUGGGCCACGGCGGCGAGCCCGACACCACGCAGGGGCCGCUCAUCAACAGCAGGGCGGCGGACAAGGUGGUCCACCAGAUGGAGGACGCCCUUUCUCGGGGGGCCCGACUCCUGCGGGGCGGAAAACGUCUUCACGGCUCCUUUGUGGCGCCCACGCUGCUGGCGGACGUCAGCGCCGACAUGCUGUGCAUGCGAGAGGAAACCUUCGGGCCCCUGGUCCCCGUCGUCCGGUUCGACACGGAGCGGGAGGCGCUCGCCGUCGCCAACGCGUCCCGAGUGGGCCUGGCAGGUUACUUCUACUCGUCGGACGUGUCUCAGAUCUGGCGAGUGGCCGAGGCUUUGGAGGUGGGUCUGGUUGGGGUCAACGAGGGCCUCCUCUCCACCCCCGAGGCCACCUUCGGGGGCGUCAAGGAGUCCGGCCUGGGUCGGGAGGGCUCCAAGUACGGCGUGGACGAGUACCUUCACGUCAAGUACGUCUGCGUGGGCGGUCUUGAGCUCACGGGCGCUGACUGACGGCACCUCCGAGUAGCCUGCCGCGAUUGGACGAGGGGGCCCCAACCCCAAUUAGCUCGCGUUCCGAGUACCUUUGGGUAAUUUUGCCCUGUAGCGUGCUAGCUAGUUAGCGGAACAGCGUUUGAAUUGACUGUGGGAAUGUUGCUCAUUAAUCGAUGACAAAAUAUUGCCAAUCUCCGAUUGGAAGAUGUGAAAUGCGGCUGCCGGCCAAUCGGGAGGGAUUAACUUCUCUUUCGCGUCAACAAGAAUCAAAUGCGAUCUAGAUGUUUGUUUAUAUUCGUGUAGGUGUGCCGUACUAAUCACGUCAUGUUUGCGAAGGUCUUCAUCAUCUUGAUGAUAAUCACGUCCGUGACAUUUGAUCCACUGUCAAUCUUUGUCAUUUGCCAAAUAACUUUUUGUAUUCUUGCAAGAGAGAUGAAUAAAAUGAAACAAAUGA